AUGGACCUCAUGUUGACCCCCCAGUUUCAGCUGCGGUGGCUGAAGGGGCAGCUGGCUUUUGAGAGAAAGAAAUGGGAAGAGAUGGAGGUGGAGGUUGUGGAGAAUCACAAGCUCAUCAUGGAGAAGGGUCAGUCACUAGCAGGAUGUCCUGAGAAAAAGCGGCUGCUGGAGCCGGCAGCCAGUCCACCCAACAAGGCGCUGAAUGGAGCGGAGCAGAGCUACUACAACCUCCCGUCGGCACGCACCGAUGAGCAGGCCAUGCUGUCCUCCAUCCUCGCCAAAACAGCCAUCAACAUCAUCGAUGUGUCAGCAGCAGACUCCCAGGGCAUGGAGCAGCAUGAGUACAUGGACAGAGCCAGGCAGUACAGCACACGCCUGGCCAUGCACAACAACCUGACGCACUGGAAGAAGCUCCCACUGCCAUCUCUGACUAACCAACUGCACCAAGUGCUCACCAGUGAGCCUGUCCCCUUCACAGACCUGCAGCAGGUGAGCAGGGCUGCUGCCUACACCUUCAGUGCACUCUCACAGAUCCGUGCUGACACCAAAGAAGAGCUGAUUGUACAGUUUGGCAUCCCCUGA
Messenger RNA from Vidua chalybeata, 582 nucleotides. RefSeq names its product ragulator complex protein LAMTOR1-like. The record is from RefSeq and is a predicted model, not a curated record. Gene Ontology annotation, molecular function: guanyl-nucleotide exchange factor activity; molecular adaptor activity. Gene Ontology annotation, biological process: positive regulation of MAPK cascade; lysosome organization; regulation of receptor recycling. NCBI's taxonomy places the organism in Eukaryota, Metazoa, Chordata, Aves, Passeriformes, Viduidae. Gene Ontology annotation, cellular component: lysosome; late endosome membrane; membrane raft.